Molecule: messenger RNA, 3236 nt
Organism: Chelonoidis abingdonii (Abingdon island giant tortoise)
Lineage: Eukaryota; Metazoa; Chordata; Testudines; Testudinidae
Gene: ACY1
Product: aminoacylase 1
Biological process (GO): amino acid metabolic process
Cellular component (GO): cytoplasm
Molecular function (GO): aminoacylase activity
Source: RefSeq, a predicted model, not a curated record
UGUUUUAAAAAUAAGAUUUAUUUUUUUCAACCAAUCACAUGGGUGUUCUGCUAGACUCAUGCUUUUUGAAUGUUUUGGGUUGGCAAUAUUGUGUAAUCCUUCCACCAGAGAUUACAACAGUGUAGGAGGCCAGAAGAAUCUGAAAGUGAAACUAGAGCGAAACUAACAAAUAGUUAAACUGACAGAGUUCUGUGGGGAACAACUAAAGGUUCUUACAUGGUGAAAGAAAAAUUGGAUUUGAAAAAUCUUUUCAUUUGGCAGUAAUCAAAGAUGUUCACAGAGCACUGGCACAAGGGGCUCCUGGCCUGUGCAUGGCGCAGCGCUACCUGCGGGACUGGAAAUAACGCAAGCUAAUACCUCGGCAGCAAGCCUAUCAAUGAUGGACAUCAUGUUGCCUGACGGAGGCCCUGAAAGGACAGGGGAGAAGGUCAGAGGCCAGGAUCCCGGGGAGCAUCCUUCAGUCACACUCUUCCGAGAGUACCUGAGGCUCAAGACGGUCCAGCCCGAGCCCAACUAUGAUGUGGCCGUGCGGUUCCUGGAGCGGAUUGCAGCUGAGCUUGGCCUGGGGUGUCAGAAAGUGGAGGUGUUCCCAGGCCGGGUUGUCACCAUCAUGACCUGGCAGGGCACAGACCCGCAGCUCCGCUCCAUCCUGCUGAACUCGCACACGGAUGUGGUGCCGGUUUUUGAGGAGCACUGGACCCACGACCCUUUUGAAGCCUUUAAGGACUCUCAGGGUAACAUCUACGCCCGCGGGGCCCAGGAUAUGAAGUGUGUCUCCAUCCAGUACAUCGAGGCCAUCCGGAGGCUGAAGGCCGAGGGGAAGCGCUUCCCCCGAACAGUUCACAUGACAUUUGUGCCCGACGAAGAGAUCGGGGGCGUCAAGGGCAUGGAGCUGUUUGUGAAGCGCCCCGAGUUUCAGGCUCUCAACGUUGGCUUCACCCUGGAUGAAGGCCUGGCCAACCCGACAGACGCCUUCACUGUGUUCUACGGGGAGAAGUGCGUCUGGUGGAUUAAAGUCAAAUGCGAGGGGAACCCAGGCCAUGGAUCCCAGUUCAUUGAGAACACAGCUGCUGAGAAGUUGAACAGAGUGAUCACCUCCCUCCUGCAGUUCAGAGAGAGUGAGAAGCAGAGAUUGAAAUGUGACGAGCACCUCACCCUGGGUGAUGUCACCUCCAUCAACAUGACCAUGCUGAGCGGGGGCGUCUCCUUCAAUGUGGUACCCUCGGAGCUGUCUGCCGCCUUCGACAUCCGCAUCCCGCCCACUGUCAACUUGCAGGCAUUUGAGGAGCAGCUGACAGUCUGGUGCCGGGCAGCUGGAGAGGGUGUCACCUAUAAGUUUUACCAGAAAUACAUGGAUCAGACAGUGACCUUCACCGAGGAGUCCGACCCAUGGUGGAAGGCGUUUAGUGGGGCCUGCAGAGACAUGCACAUGACAUUGAAGCUCGAGAUCUUUCCAGCCGCAACUGACAGCCGCUUUAUCCGAGCAGCUGGUCACCCGGCCCUCGGCUUCUCCCCCAUGAACCACACUCCGGUACUGCUGCACGACCACAACGAGUACCUCAACGAGCGGGUUUUCCUGCGGGGCAUCGAGAUCUACGCCUGCCUCCUCACCUCCUUGGCCAGCGUCCCCCCUCUGCCAGCAGAGGGCUGAGGGGCACAGUGAGGGGUGGGGGAUACCAGAGCGAGAGAUGGGGAGUGAAAAUUCAUGGGGGCAGGGGGCAUUGGACAUCCAGGGGCUGGGGUAAGAAGCAGCUUCUUGGGGGUGGGCAGGACUCCAGGGUUCCUCGGUGGCAGCGCCAUGUGCAGAAUCACCCUUCUGUGCCAGCCUAGAGGGGCAGGCAUUGGUUGUGUCUGAGGGAAGAGGCAGCUUGUGUCUCUGCCUGUGCUCCAGGUCCCCUGAGCCCAUUCAAGGGGCCCUGUGGAAUUACACCUGGUGUCCAGCUUCCAGCCCAUGGCUCUGCAAGCUAAGGGGGAGGCUGCACCUGGGGGCACGACAUGCCAGGCUUUCUCCCAUUGCUUGCACUGGGGGUGGAGAAUACAUCUUGAGUGCCCCAUGCCACCGCCAGGAAUUUACCCCCUCAUCACAUUGCAGCAGCAGUGCAAGCCCUCCCUUCCCAACAGCGGUAAGCCUGGGUCCUGGGUCUAUGCGGGGUGGGGGGAGGGUUGCUCUGUUCAUCCCAACCCCUCCAAGGCUCCAGAGCCCCUCUCCCUGCUGCUCCCAGCCCCAGAUCUCUGCAGAGCCGCCUCCAGGGAUGGGCCAGGGCCAUGGGGCACUCCCUGGGCAUCCUGCGCCUCCCUUGGGCCCCCUUGGCUCUCCCUGGCUGCCUAGUGGCUCUCCCUGCUCCUGGGGCUAAGCAUCACCACUUGCCCCAGGCAGGGCGAGGAUCUGGAAGCAGGUGUAGCUGUGGGUGAGUGUAGACAUUGAAAGCAGGGUGACCUAGUGGAUAAAGCACUGGACUGGGGUUCGGGAGACCUGGGUUCCACUUCUGAAUCUAGCCCAGACUCCCUGUGUGACCUUGGGUGAGUCAGCUGAACUCCGUGUGCCUCCAUUCCCCAGGUGAUCAUACCCUCCCCCCGAGCUCCUGGCAUGCUGCUCUCAGAGCCUUGGCUGGGCAAUGCUUUGUACCUACUGCCUACUCUCAUUAAACCACUGGGUGUGGGGGGGUAGCAGGAAAGCAGCUGGGAUGGCACCUCCUCCCGAGUGCCCCAGACUGUCACUGCCCAGCAAAGAGGGGUUGGGGCUAAAGCCAAUUGCUGCAAAAGCUCCAGGCAGGAAUCAACUCUGAGCUGGCAGUGGCAGGUCUGUCUCAACAGGGAUCGGUAUUUCCCAGCCAUACUGGGGCUAGCAGCAGGGCCAUGGGGGGAAGGGGUGCCCAAGUCCCCUGUCUGUGUGACCAUGCUAUGAAUUUUCAUUCCCUGGGGCAGGAAAGCAGCUGGGAUGGCACUUCCUCCUGAGUGCCCCAGACUGUCACUGCCCAGCAAGGAGGGUUUAAUUGCUGUCUUAAUGAAUCACACUGCAUUGAUGAAUGCAAAUCAGAGCACAGUGCCUGGCUGGGUUGCUGUGUGUGGCACCCUGGAGUCCCAGGCCGGAGGACUGGCCCCAUCUUGGGGAAUGGAGAAGUGUCUUCUAGCACAUCAGAAAGCCUCAGUGGGGACUUGUUCCAGAUCCCCAUUCCCCAGCUCCAGCUCUCUGGCUGCAGCCCCAUUCAGGGCUCCCCAGAGGAUUCAGGGGGCCU